Messenger RNA from Zeugodacus cucurbitae (melon fly), 1145 nucleotides. Its product is annotated as antigen 5 like allergen Cul n 1. The transcript has 3 exons. Lineage: Eukaryota; Metazoa; Arthropoda; Insecta; Diptera; Tephritidae. The record is from RefSeq and is a predicted model, not a curated record. The coding region runs from base 213 to 977 and encodes 254 amino acids.
UAAAUUCCUCACUAUAAAGUUAUAGUUUCCAUACUGAAAAAUUCUAAUUAACGAGCAACAAAUGCUAUACUUACUCUUACUUACGUAAAUAAAUUGUUAACGCGUUACGGUUUCGCCAUUAUAAAAGUGCAGUGCAGUUUGAAAACGCAAUCAGUGCAAUCCUGAAUACUGUACAAAAUACAACAUCUCCCGUUUACCGUUUACUAACUGCAAUGACGACAAUACAAUUCGUCUUACUCAUCAUAACGGCAGUCAUCGGCGCGACAUUGGCAACAGACUAUUGCGAUCCGGAGUUUUGCGGUCAUACGAAACAUAUUGCUUGCGACAAUGAUGGCGAUUUCGCUUCCGACUGUAGAAAUCCUGCCAUGGUGGAACUAACCAAAGAUAUACAGAAAGCGAUUGUGAAUGCACACAAUAAGUUGCGUAAUCGGGUGGCUAGGGGUACGAAUGUAUUCAAACCGGCCUGUCGCAUGGCCACCAUGAAGUGGGAUGAUGAAUUGGCCGAAUUGGCGGCAUUGAAUGUUAAACAGUGUAAAAUGAGACAUGAUGAGUGUCACGAUACGAAGGCCUACGAAUAUUCCGGUCAGAAUUUGGCAUGGAGGACGAUCUAUGAGCUGAAUGCUACCGCAGUGUCAUUACAAAUGGUGAAUAUGUGGUCAAGUGAGAUGAAGCAUACCCAAAUGAAGUAUAUCGAUAGCUAUCCGAGUCGGUAUAACGGCCCCGCUAUUGGUCACUUUACCGUUAUGGUGGCAGAUCGUAAUAUUCGUGUGGGCUGCGCUGCUUCUACCUAUGACGAAUCGGGUCAAUCAUAUAAAUCAUUUCUAUUCACCUGUAAUUAUGCAACAACAAAUAUGAUCAAUUUCCCGAUUUAUAAGAGUUGUUCUGUAGCAGCUUCCGGAUGCAAGGCUGGUAAAAAUCCGAUAUUCAAAAAUCUUUGUUCGACCUCAGAAGAGUAUGAUGUUAACAAAUGGUUUUAAAACCGUGUAAUUCGAAAUGGAACUUGAUAAAAUUAGAAAAGACAAUAAUUGUAUGCUUAAAAUUUAAUUAAAAUUAAUAAAUUAUAUUGACAAUUCGGUUUGAGAAAAAUGUGUAAUAUCGUCUGUGAAUACCGUAAAGUUAUAUUAUCAAUGUUAGUCGGAAACUUA